UGAACAAAAAACAGGCAGGGCACUCAUUGGAAAUAAAGUUUCAAUCUUGAAUUAGCAAAAGGAAGCACAUGCCAUUUCCUAUGCAGAUCAUGGCUCUCGGCUAUGUUGUAGCUGCUCUUACUGCUCUUGUUCUUCUGAUAUCGAUCCGGUUUCUAUAUGUUGUACAUCGGAGUGGCAAACUGCUCCAUGGGAAAUCUCAGAGAAGCUAUAGUACCCUCAUUGUUUUAGGCUCAGGGGGUCACACUGCCGAGAUGUUGAAUCUCUUGUCUGUGUUGGAGAAAGAUAGGUUUGCACCUAGAUUCUACAUCGCGGCUGCCACUGACAAUAUGAGUCUCCAAAAAGCUCGCUUGAUGGAGGACUCUAUGAGUGACGCGGCUGGGGUCAAGGUAGGGAAAACUGCAAAGUAUUUGCAGAUAUACCGGAGCAGAGAAGUCGGUCAAUCAUAUGUAACCUCUGUUUGGACGACUUUAGUUGCCACAACUCAUGCACUAUACCUCAUGAUUCAACUCAGACCAGAAGUGAUCCUCUGUAAUGGCCCCGGGACGUGCAUUCCACUCUGUGCAAUUGCCUUCUUAUUCAAGGUUCUGGGAAUCAGAUGGUCAUCUAUAUUUUACAUGGAGAGCAUAGCUAGAGUGAAAAGACUGUCUCUAAGUGGAUUGCUUCUCUACAAAUUACGAGUAGCUGAUCAGUUUUUCGUGCAGUGGCCACAGCUGCAGAGAAAAUAUCCUCGUGCCGAGUAUGUGGGUUGUCUUAUGUAGGUGAUUAAGGUUUGUGUCUUACACACAGAGAGAAUCAUGUGUCUAAUUCAAAGCAACAAUUAUGAGGCGGCGGCAGCAUAAAUACCGACUUAUUAACAGUAUUCCUGCUCCGGAAUAAGGGAGGCUGAACUGAUUUUACCAGAAGGCGCACAGCAAGCAUAUUUGGUAGUUCUUGCUUCCAAGAAGAUGUAUUUGGCUCGGCUCGAGUAUUGUCGUUACAAGAGGAUAUGCUAAUUAUCUGAACAGUGUAGAGGCUGAAGUACAUAAUUAUCGAUAUGUUGUGUCGAUAUGGUGCACAUUGUGCCUCCGCAUUCGUUUGAAUUCUGCAUGCUGGUUUAGGGGGGAAAAUUGGUGUUUGGG
Messenger RNA from Rhodamnia argentea, 1118 nucleotides. Its product is annotated as UDP-N-acetylglucosamine transferase subunit ALG14. Gene Ontology annotation, biological process: dolichol-linked oligosaccharide biosynthetic process. The coding region runs from base 69 to 758 and encodes 229 amino acids. Gene Ontology annotation, cellular component: UDP-N-acetylglucosamine transferase complex. The record is from RefSeq and is a predicted model, not a curated record. NCBI's taxonomy places the organism in Eukaryota, Viridiplantae, Streptophyta, Magnoliopsida, Myrtales, Myrtaceae. The transcript is spliced from 7 exons.